AAUUUACGCGUGAAGUGUUACAAAGAGGGCGACUGGAUCAGUGAAAACAAACUGGCGGAAGGUUUGAAGUGAUUUAAGCCUGUUUGAAUUUUACAAUUUUAAGUAUUGAUGAGCUGGAACAAGGGUUGAGGAUGAGCCUUUUUUGUCUAAGUGUUCAUUACAAUGCUAUGUAGCAUGGCAAUAGUUCAGUAAUUGCAAUUUUAUUAGUCGUGUGUUAAAUUUGUUAUCACAUGGAAACUCGAGCAUCUAGGAACGCGUAAAAUUCUCAGAAAAGAAUAAAAACACCAGUUACUCUCGAUUCAGAUUAUUACAAAACUGAAUAUUAUCUGUCCUCAUUUAACUUGCAGAGCUUCUUGAAUUUAGUGAAGACCGCAAUCCUUGGGAAUCAGUGGAAGAAAAGCUUAAUGCGAUCAGGUGGGAAUAAUUCAUGCAAUUAAAUUUGCUCCGCCCAUACACUUAUCUUUGCAUCCAAUCAUCCAUUUAGGCUGCCUCAUCUCCCUGUGGUAUUUCUCAAUAAUUUUUUUCUUUGCGACUCUUUUUCUCAGGGAUAUGAUGAGAAAGAUAGUAAAACAGAUGAGACCUGAAAGAGGGUGA
Molecule: messenger RNA, 594 nt
Organism: Pocillopora meandrina
Lineage: Eukaryota; Metazoa; Cnidaria; Anthozoa; Scleractinia; Pocilloporidae
Source: the annotation of a GenBank genome assembly